AUGGCCAAGGCCAACACGAAGCUGCUAGUGGCGCUUUUACUCUUGCAGGUCCUUACCCUCCACGUCCUUGCCGUCUCGGCCACCAAGCACCACAAGCCCGGCGCCAGCGCCGGCACCUGCCGCGCCAGCGGCGUCCUCCACGGCAAGGCCGGCAAGUGCAAGACGCUGCACGGCUCCGACUGCUGCGUCGCGGGCCGCAAGUACCCGCAGUUCCGGUGCUCGCCGCCCGUGUCCGCAAGUACGCCGGCGACCCUGACGCUGAACAGCUUCGAGAAGGGCAAGGACGGCGGCGGCCCGUCGGAGUGCGACCACCACUUCCACAAGGACAGCGAGAUGGUGGUCGCGCUGUCCUCCGGGUGGCUGCGGCUCGACGGCACGCGCCGCUGCGGCAAGAUGGUCCGCGUCACCGCCGCCAACGGCCGCUCCGUGCUGGCCAAGGUCGUCGACGAGUGCGACUCCGUGAACGGUUGCGACAACGAACACAACUUCGAGCCGCCGUGCCCCAACAACGUCGUGGACGGGUCGCCGGCGGUGUGGAAGGCGCUGGGGCUCAAGCAGAGCCUCGGGGAGGUCAAGGUCACCUGGUCUGACGUCUGA
Messenger RNA from Setaria italica (foxtail millet), 597 nucleotides. Its product is annotated as putative ripening-related protein 4. The record is from RefSeq and is a predicted model, not a curated record. The transcript has a single exon. Lineage: Eukaryota; Viridiplantae; Streptophyta; Magnoliopsida; Poales; Poaceae. The coding region runs from base 1 to 597 and encodes 198 amino acids.